AAGGAGAAGAAGAAGGUGCUAGUUUCGCGCAAAGAAUUUCAUUCGCUUCUAUCGCAUUUUUCCGGAAAUGUUUUUCCUAAAAAUUGUUGUGAUCUCAAAUGAAUUUACUUAACAAGCUACACAUUCAUAAAAUUCAGUUCAAACGUGCCGCGACUUCCUCAACUCAACAAUAAUAUUUGAUUGGUUGACCAUCUGCAUUGCAUCAUUGAAAUUUUUGUGUCGCUUUGGUGUUUUCGUUCGUUUUUUACUCCACUUCAUCCGCGCGGAGAAACUUCAUAGCCAUGCUCAAAAGUACUACGGCCUCGUCCGUCCAGUCAGUGGAGAAGCAAGAGCCCAUCAGUUUCUUCACACCUGCGCAAUCAUUCGCUAACGCUCGGUUCGUACGGUCGAUAUAAAAAUUUUCCUGCCUCAAAUGCCGUGAUUCCGUUCUCGAGUGCAUGGCAAAGUGGUUCCGUUCCGUGUCGAUCACCGCCAUGCUCCCCGGGGGAGCAUUGUCAGAGUGUUGUCCGGCGAGCUUGAAUCUCAAAUAAAUUGAUUUAAAUUGGUGGCUUCCGGUGAGUCCAAUUGGACGAUCGGGUCUAGUAUAACGCGACCCACAGUGGAAAAAGUGAUAAAGCUGUGGCACAAAUCUCAGUUUCGGGCUGAAUUCGUUGAAAUCGGAUCUGGGUUAGUGUCGCUUGACCACAGACAAGAAGUGGGGUGGAGUGAAGAAAACGUUCACGGUGCUUAGUGAUGAUGGUCGAAGAGCAGGUGGAAUAAAAGGAAGAUGGCAUCGACACCUUCGCCGGAAAGUGAAGAUUUUCCUGGAAGGCUUCUGCAUCAGGCGGCCCUCUGGGACAACGCGGAACUGUUGGAGGAUUUGCUCCAGGAGGAAGUGCACCUCAUUGACUGUCUGGACUCGUGGGGCCGGGCACCGAUCCAUGCGGCGGCCAUCACCGCGGAGUCCCGUUGCCUGCCGAUGCUGAUCAAUGCCGGGGCGAACAUCAACGCCACCUGUGGCCCACGUGGCGAUAAUAAGACUGCAUUACACUUGAGUGCUGAACAUGGACACGUGAGCAAUGUCCAGGUGCUAUUGGCGGCCGAUGCGUCCUUUGUCGCUAAGGAUAAAAAUGGACUGACGGCAUUGGAUUUAGCGGAACGCAGUGGGCAUGAUGCGUGCGUUGAACUGCUGAAGGAGGCCGCAGAUACGCGGGAGCAGAUUCGAUCCCAGAAGCACAAGAAUCUCCGUGAAGCGGUGACGUCUUCAGAUGACACGCUGGUGCAGCUACUGCUGGACAACAUCGGUCCGGAGCGCGAGAUCAUUGUCAAUAUGGCCCCGGGAGGAGCCAACACGUUGCUGUUCAUCGCCUCACAAAACGGGUCGGAACGUAUCGCACAACUGUUGUUGGAAGCUGGUGCCGAUGGCAGGGCGCAUGCCGUUACCCGUUAUUCGCCUCUGUAUACGGCGGUGCAUAACGGUCAUAAAAAGGUCUCAUCUAUGCUGUUGGAUCGAUUUCCAGAGCUGGUGCAGCAAUUGACUGUGGAACGGUGGCUACCGUUCCAUGCGGCUUGCAUUAAUGGGCACUGCUCGGUGGUAGAGUUACUAAUCCGGAACCAUUAUCCGGAGGAAUUGAUGAGCUCCUACAGAAUAAAACCACCCCAUUCCAGAGAUCCUAGUGGAGAGCUCGAAUGGCGCCUAGCCUUCGAUCCGAACACCCAGGACGUUACUGGACAAACGGCACUGUAUGUGAGCUGUCUUCUAGGGAACAGGCAAUUGGUCGAAAUGCUGUUGAACUGGAAAGUUAAGUGCGUGAGAUAUUCACUGGAAGAUGACGGAGGAGGAGGGGCAAGGGAAGCGGUAACUCCUUCUAGCAAUCCGCUUAGUCCUUCCAAUCGAAGGAUAUCGUUCGGCAUUCAGUCGAUCAUGUCUCGUUUGAGUCUAGGUCGCGAUCACGGUGAAGAUCGCGAUGACAAUUCCGAACUAAGGUGCCCAUUGGACAUGAAUAUCUUGUGUGGAGCUGCUCGGGAGACCGCGUUAUUGGCUGCAGUUCGUGGAGGAUUUUUAGACGUGGUUACGCUUUUGUUGCAGAACGGAGCAGAUCCUAACGUAGUGGCAAGAGCUGUUGAUGAUCAGAAUGAUCCCAAGGCGUCGGACGAGAUCUACGGAUUUUCUAACGUUCCUCUUGCAGAAGCCACUCGACAAAAGUCUUUAGCUAUGGUUGAUCUACUUCUAAAGUAUGGUGCCAAAGAUGAUCAGUCGAUUGCUCUGAGCAUCGCAAUUCAGAACUCCGACGAACAAAUCGUGUGCAGAUUAUUAUCUAUAAAGGCUCAUGCUGAUCCGGACUACAAGAUUAAUAAAAAAGCUUUUGCUCAUGAGGCAGAAUACAGCGCUCUACCGCUUGUAGGGAGCUUCACCUACAGUUCCCUAUUUCCCAGUACCGCUACCAUGAUCAAUUGGCAUAGUAACAACUGCCGAUUAGCGACCAUAAAAAUGCCGUGGCUUAGCGAAGCCGUUCUCCAGUGUAACCCGAAACUCAAAGGUCACCCUCGCUGCUACCAACUCUCUCUUGGAGCUUUAACUCGUAUAGACAUCUCUCAUAAUUCUCUCGCUCACCUUCCUCCGGAGAUCUUUUCACUAGGUAGCCUUCGCUACCUAAACGCCGCUCAGAACAAAAUCGAACGCAUACCUCUCCCGGAAGACAUUGAAGCCUGCUCGACCUACCAGUCCCAGAAACGCCGAACGUCCAAGACGGCACAAGUCGAAUACAACUGUCCCGUACUGGAGGAACUCUACCUUCAGGACAACCGACUCGAGUACAUUCCACCUCGACUCUUUCUGCUCACCAGCUUGAGCAUUCUGGACGUCUCCAACAACAAACUGCAAGAGCUUCCAUUCGAGUUAUGGAAGUCCCCUAAACUGAAAGAAUUUAACGUUGCUUUCAAUUUCCUCAAAGAUCUCCCAUCCCUACCGAACAUUACCGACUUUGCCGCGGAUGGUACCGAGCCGCCCUCCCCAGUAACAGAAGCUUGCCUUUUCCAUGCGUAUUCUUACGAAGACAACAGCGACUCUCUAACCCGAAACCGCCACGUGGCCAGUUUAGAACUUGUCAAGCAUCACAUCUGGUCAAAGUCACUGGAAGUAACGGACCAAGAGCUACGACUUCCAGAUUCCAAAAACGAUCACACCGUUUCGCAGCUAAGCAGCCUCAAUCUUGCCAACAAUCUCUUCACCAGCAUUCCCCUUGCUUUGCCGUGUCUUGCCGUGAACCUAACCCGUCUGAACAUGUCCUACAACAGCCUUCGCUCGAUGGGGCACGUCACCAGCUACCCUGCCUCGCUCAAACAGCUCGACCUGGGUCACAAUGAGAUCAGCUGUUGGCCGAGCUUGCCGCGAAUUGCCGCUUCCGAUCCGCACCUCAUGUGCUAUAACCCCCAGGAACCAAAGAAACACUCCUCCAAGAGCUCCGUGGCCAGUGCGGGAAGUUCCAGCACACCGUAUUCCAACGAGGUUACGGUCGUGAAGUCAUCCACCAGUUCGAACAACAUCACCUCGUUGCGAACGGCAGUUCUGAAAAGCGUUUGUGUCCACCGGCGGCACCUUCGGUUGGAGUCCUUGCGCACUUUGAUUCUGGCUGAUAAUUCGCUGACGCGAAUACAGUUGUCCACCGAUGACGUAACGACACUCGGAGAGUCAGAGGACGCUGAAUGGAGUCUGAUUGGGGUGGCCAAGUCCCGAUUGAUCUUCCCGAAUUUGUCCAUGUUGGACAUUAGCAACAAUUCGUUGAAGGAGAUCCCGCCGUCGAUCCAUGAGUUGACCAACCUGAGCGUACUGAACAUAAGCGGGAAUAUGGACGUAACGGAGUUGCCGCCGCACAUGGGUUUGCUAUCGCGACUGUGGAAUCUGAAUACGAGGGGUUGUUCGUUGCAGGAUCCGUUACGAUCGAUGAUCGACAGCAAGAAGUACAAGACGAUGGAUAUCAUUGGAUAUUUAAAAUCGGUUUACGAGGACGCUCGGCCUUAUGCUAGGAUGAAACUCAUGGUUGUGGGAGUGCAGGGGAUUGGGAAGACAAGUUUGUUGGAACAGUUGCGGAGUGAAGGUCCGACGAGGAAUAAAAAGCAGGUGGACCACUGGGCCAAACGGAUGGGUCAUAAGAAUAUCAAUACGAAAACCAGUCGGGGGAUCAAUAUGUCCACGGUGGGGGUGGACAUUGGUGACUGGAUAUGCGAGAAAAAGAUCCGAGGGCAAUCGACGCAUGGACCGGUGGUGUUCAGGACUUGGGAUUUCGGGGGCCAAAAGGAAUACUACGCCACGCAUCAGUAUUUCCUGUCGAAACGAAGCUUGUAUUUGGUUUUGUGGAGAAUCAUCGAUGGACGAAAAGGAUUGGCGGAAGUUUUGCAGUGGUUGGGAAACAUUCAGGCGAGAGCUCCAAACUCUCCGGUAAUUAUUGUGGGGACGCAUUACGACGCAGUUGGCGAAACAUUGCCCGCGAAGAAAGCAGAAGAGCUUCAGCAGAUCAUUAGAGAUCGCUUCAUAGCGGUUUCCGAUGCGGAGAAGAUUGGUCUACCAAGGGUGUUGGAUUCCAUCGAGGUCAGUUGUAGAACCGGCCACAAUAUUAAACUGUUGGCAAAUUUGAUCUAUGAUACGGCGUUUUCGUUGCGACCUCCAGGUUGCAAGGAGCCUCUCCUGUACCAACGAGUUCCCGCUAGCUAUUUGGCCCUUGAGGACGUCGUUGGGACCAUAGCAUCUACUCUGAGACAGUUCAGUGCGGAUCCGGUUCUGGACGCGGAACGGUACCGCCUGAUGGUAACUCAGGAGAUGCAACUUCGAGGAUUCAAGGGCUUUCGCGAUUGGUCCGAGCUGAACCAAGCUACGAUGUUUCUUCACGACAAUGGCGUUUUGUUGCACUACGACGAUGCGACACUGCGUGAUCUGUACUUCUUGGAUCCGCAGUGGUUGUGCGAUAUGCUGGCGCAUGUAGUGACUGUUAGGGAGAUAAAUCCAUUCGCCAGGACCGGCGUCAUGAAGAUGGACGACCUGCAGCAUGUUUUCAAGAGUUCCUGCCUGGGGAGCAGCGAUAAUCGGGGUUAUAUUGUGAGCCUGCUGAACAAAUUUGAAGUGGCAUUGUCGUGGGAUGCGCGCACUUUACUCAUUCCAUCACUUCUUCCCUUGGAAGAAGACAGCACUGCAGAUAGAGUAGUUACCGUCAAGAUCUCGACACGCUCUAAAGGCUGGGUUAUGCGAACUCGCCGAAACCCUUUGAACUCCAAUCUGCCAACCUAUGAACCAGUCACAUCUGAGCCACAGACCCCAACCCUCAACAAUGCAUGCGAUAUCCAAACUUUACCACGUCAUGAACAAACCAUUUCGCGAUUGCUAUUGAUGUCCUACUUUCCGUCCGGCUUCUGGUCCAGACUCAUUACCCGUGUCCUCGCCGACGAUCAGGUCGUGGAAGCGAUACGAUCGCUCUACCCUCUUCCUAAGAACGUUGAGAACGAUCCGGACAUCAAUCAGAUGCUGAACAUGUCGUCGCAUUGGGCAGUUUGGCAAACCGGUCUCGCGCUGUACUACGGUUCAACUUUGGUGUUCAAAAUGAGAGAGAUCUCCGUAACCUGCCCGACAUCGCCGUAUCGUAAUCCAAUGAAUCGGUUCAAGCUAAAACAAGACGGAAUUUGGUGUGACAUUGAUCUCACUUCAACCUCAAUUUUGGAAAUCUAUUUCCCAUUCAAUGCGCUGAAGAUACGUAAACUGGAUGAAGUUGGCGCAGAGUUAUCUUCGGUGGAUAUCGAAGUCAACGUACGUUGUUUGACACAGCUGCUGGCACUCAGCGUAGAUCACAUUGAUCUACUGUUGGAGGACUGGUACCCUACUUUGGGUACGAGGUUUGUGCACACAUCGGAGGGCCGUUUCUUGGUGACUCGAUUGGUUCCAUGUCCAAAGUGUUUGCGUGAUUGCGAGGAUCGACACGUUCCGAAUUUCCCUUCGCAAGUGAAGUCCAGUACAGGCGCGAUAGGCAAUCAGCGUCCAAUGUUGCACAAGAGACUGAGCGUAGACAGGAGGCAGGAAUUUGGUGAGCCUAGUGGCUUGAAUGAGCUGCCUGGUAUAUUGAAUGACUUGGUUCCUACGAGAAAGUCCCAGGACUCGAUUGGUUGGUCCGAUUGUGAUUCCGGAGUUGGGCAGGAGUCAGCUGAUAGCUCGCGGGCUACUUCCAUCGAAGGGCAUCCGCUGGUCAACGCGGGAGAUAUGCCGGGACCACCCAGCUACUCUUGGAUGGUGGAAGAAUGCAUUCUGGCAGCGUACGACAAGAAGUCGGUUGCGUGUCCGAUCCAUGGGGAAAUUGAACUGAGCAGAAUCACCCCGGAUGUGAAUUUCAUGGACCUCUCGGAGAACUAUCUGAUCAAAUCGGGCGAUAUCACGCGAGGUCCCCUCCUUGGGCGUGGUGCAUUCGGUUUUGUGUUCAAAGCGUCAUGUAAGACCCGCGGUUCCAAGGCGAUCAUUCCUGUGGCGAUGAAGAUGCUGCAACCGGUUGCGCCGGGUCCGCGAGCUCGCCAGAGUGCCAUCAUUGCGUACAAAGCCGCCCUCGGCAAAUGGGAGCGAGAUCCGUUGCAGCAUUCGUGCAAGGCUUACUGCACCGCACGGCAGGAGCUGGCGGUUCUUCUGACGCUGCGACAUCCGAAUAUUGUUCCGCUCGUUGGGGUGUGUACGCAACCGUUGGCUUUGGUGCUGGACCUGGCUCCGAAAGGGGCGCUCGAUGCCGUGCUGCGGCACUUCCGCCGGAGUGGAGCUCGCAUCGGGCCGUACUGCUUUCAAUCGUUGGUGCUUCAGGCAGCCAAAGCUAUGGAAUAUUUGCACCGGAGAAGGGUGAUCUAUCGUGAUCUCAAGGCGGAAAAUAUCUUGGUUUGGGAAUUUCCGGAACCUCAUACUGACGACCACCCGUCGAACGCCGUGCAUAUCAAGGUGGCGGACUACGGCAUCAGCCGCAUUACGCUGCCGUCCGGUUCCAAGGGCUUCGGGGGCACCGAAGGCUUUAUGGCGCCGGAAAUCAUGCGACACAACGGCGAAGAGGAGUACACCGAGAAGGUGGACUGUUUCUCGUUUGGAAUGUUCCUGUACGAGCUGAUCGCGCUGCGGCAACCGUUCGAGGGUCACGAAGCGGUGAAGGAGUGCAUUUUGGAGGGUGGCCGGCCGGUGCUCACCCAGCGGGAAACGCAUUUUCCAUCGUACUGUUUGGAUUUGAUGGUGCUCUGCUGGGAUCAGCAACCGAAGGUUCGACCAUCUGCCAGCCAGAUUGUGUCGAUUGCAAGCGCACCGGAGUUUACGCAUUUGAUCGAUAUAAUUUCGCUGAGCCAUCCGGGGAAUACGAUGGAUGGGAUUGCUUGUCCGAUUGCCAGCGUGGAUGACGAGACAGUUAUAUCGGGUCACGAGUUGUGGUUGCCUUGUUCCAACUCACGGAUCGACAUUCUGCAUGGGUCGAUCAAGGGAUGGCAACAGUAUCAUCGAAUAUUAUGCCCCCAGAUUGGAACUCCGGUGAAGUCGGCCAAUGGGAGUGGAUAUCAUUCGCAGCCAACGACUCCACAUCAGAUGAAGCAGAUAAAGAUGACGACGGCUUGUGUUGUGGAGAAGGCAGUUUGGAUUGGCGACGCAGAGGGAAAUAUCUAUGCAUUCAACGCAUGUGACUGUGUUCAUCAGUUUUCGUACGCGCUGGAACCAGCGCAACCGUGUCCAGUAGUGGCGUUAGUCUACCUGAAAAAGUUCAGUCGGGUGGCUGCAGGUUUGGAGAAUGGUCGAUUGUUUUUGUUGGACUCCACGUUAACUCCAAGCACUUCCGUAUCGGCAGAGGGUAGUUUUGUUCUGUCUGAACUCGGAUCCGGCGAACGUCUGUAUAGUGUUUGUCCUCUCUGGAAGGAUGAAACUGAAUGCGAACUUUGGUGCGGCGAAACUGACGGAGCGAUGAAUGUCUUUUCGUUGAAGAAUAGCCACGUUUCGGGACAACAUCAUUUAACUCACUUCCAAACACCCCUUCCCACUCGGGGACUCACAGUGUCACUGUUGUGCGCCUCGGACGAUUGGGUCUACUCAUACGUCGCACCGGGUUGUAUUCUGUACCAAUGGCGAUCCACUGGCAAGCAAAUCGAGAACCGCUUGGACUGUUCGAAAUUAGUUCCGUGCUCGGAAAGCCUAAAAAGUAUCGCCAUUGACGAACAUCUCAGUCCGGGAAAAUGCCAAAUAUCCACAAUAGCUGCCCUGAACGGAGAACUUUACGUCGGAACCACGUGGGGUUGUAUCAUCAUUAUAGAAAAGCAAACUCUCCGGCCGAUCACGAUAUUCCGUCCAUUCGAGGAGGAUGUUCGCUGCAUCGUUCCGCUGUACGGCGGCCCCAGUCCGAUGUUGGUCACAUUGGGGCGCGGCUAUCGAUCUCUCAUCGAUCGGUACACGGACGUGACCACCGGUCAUGUCACGACGCCUUCGGCCGGUGCCCCAGAUAAGCGUUUGAAGGAAACGUUGCUGAAGGAUCGAUCCAACAACAUGCAUGCCCUGAUCUGGACGGCCGAACACUGGACACCGGUCUAGGAUUUUAAUCGUUUUCUAGGUGUUUCAAACUUUUCUGUGAUUUAUGCGAAUUAAUGAAUAGCUUUUAAGCCUUGUCAACCUGUUUCCGAUGUUCGAAAUUAAAAAUCCCUUUAACGAUCAUUAAA
This is a messenger RNA of Armigeres subalbatus, 8673 nucleotides long. It is a transcript of the gene Lrrk, whose product is annotated as leucine-rich repeat serine/threonine-protein kinase 1. The record is from RefSeq and is a predicted model, not a curated record. Lineage: Eukaryota; Metazoa; Arthropoda; Insecta; Diptera; Culicidae. Gene Ontology annotation, biological process: protein phosphorylation. The transcript has 11 exons. Gene Ontology annotation, molecular function: protein kinase activity; ATP binding; protein binding. Bases 767 to 8548 code for a protein of 2593 amino acids.